UCGAUAACAUUUGCAAAUUUCGAAUCUUUGUAUCUUGCCUUGUACCGAAAAUAUGGGAGAAUUGAUUACAUUGGCAUAUUUUAUGUGAUUUGGUGAUUAUCCAAUCUGGGUGUGUUUCUCUCUCUUGAAUUUGGUUAUGGUAUGAAGCUGUGGAUGCAACUCAGGAAAAGGAAAGAUUUUUAUUUCCUUGGUGAAGUUGAUUCGCAUACAAAUAUGGGUGUCAUCAAGAAUGAAAAUUUUCCAUAUACAGCACUUACUACUUGUUGCUGGAGGCAGAAACUUGAUUUCUCAGAUUAUGAUGCAAGAAGCAAGUGGCGUUACGAGAACUCUGUGUGGUGAAAUCUCCGAUUCCAUCAGCAGCAGUCAUGACCAAGUUCCCGCAAAUCAACCAAUGAGAUACAAAGGUGUGGUGUGUCAAAAAGAAGGCCGUUGGGGUGCGCAGAUAUAUGCCAACGGCCACCGUGUUUGGCUCGGGACCUUCAAUUCUGAAAAGGAAGCAGCAGUGGCAUACGACCGUGCAUCAAUGAAGCUCCGCAGCAGCCCCACGUUUCGUAACUUCCCAUCAAACGAUAAUAUGAACGUCAGCGAACUGAGAUUCCAAGACCAGUUCAGUACCAAAACAGUACUCAGGAUGAUCAAGGACAACUCGUAUGCCUCGAAACUCUCGGACUACAUGAGGGGUCAAGUCCCACAAUUGCCCCAUGUGGCGUCCUUGCAAGAUGCACCGGCCUCUAGGUUGAGGGUCCUCUUCGAGAAAGAGCUCACGCCUAGCGACGUUGGGAAGCUCAAUCGGCUGGUCAUUCCGAAGAAAUUUGCAGUCAAGUACUUCCCUAUAAUCCCUCAUGCCAACGCGGGGAAAGAGGGAAGCAGCGUCCAAGAUGUCGAGCUCUUGUUCUUGGAUCGUUCGAUGCGAUCGUGGAACAUUCGAUACUGUUAUUGGAAGAGUAGCCAGAGCUUUGUGUUCACUAGGGGAUGGAACAGGUUUGCAAAGGAGAAAGGGUUGAGAUCAAGGGAUAGGGUUAUUUUCUAUUCUUACGAAUACGGUGACCAGAAAUUUUGUAUAUUGGAUGCAGCGUACGACGACAACAGGGACCGGGAUGGGCUCGUCGUCGAUGAAGAUGACGAGGUGUUGGAGAUGGAGAAGGAAGGAGAUGAGAGUGAUAGAAUAGAACCUGAGAAUGUACAAGACAAGGAAAAUGAGCCUUCUCUUUCGAGUAAGGGUUUUAAACUAUUUGGUGUUACAAUUGUGUAGUCCAUAGCUUGGUUGGUUAACUUGCCAUUACUCUAAUUGCUACACGAAUAGCUUAGGAUGACUUUAUUAUCGUUUCUGUUUUUGGCAUAUAAUUAGUUGCCCAACUUUUAAUUAUGAAAAUCAUUG
Messenger RNA from Salvia hispanica, 1378 nucleotides. RefSeq names its product AP2/ERF and B3 domain-containing transcription factor At1g50680-like. NCBI's taxonomy places the organism in Eukaryota, Viridiplantae, Streptophyta, Magnoliopsida, Lamiales, Lamiaceae. The record is from RefSeq and is a predicted model, not a curated record. Gene Ontology annotation, biological process: regulation of DNA-templated transcription. Gene Ontology annotation, molecular function: DNA binding; DNA-binding transcription factor activity.